Molecule: messenger RNA, 1035 nt
Organism: Schizophyllum commune H4-8
Lineage: Eukaryota; Fungi; Basidiomycota; Agaricomycetes; Agaricales; Schizophyllaceae
Product: Metallo-dependent hydrolase
Exons: 5
Coding region: 1-1035 (344 amino acids)
Biological process (GO): proteolysis
Molecular function (GO): metallodipeptidase activity
Source: RefSeq, a predicted model, not a curated record
AUGGCUACCGUCACUGAGGAGCAGGCGCUCCAGAUCUACGACAACGCCAUCCACUUCGACGGGCUCAACAUCUGCAACUUUGGCGAGGAGAUCUUUCAGGCCUGGCACGAUGGGGGGAUCGACGGCGUCAGCGUCACCUGCGGGCUAUGGGAGAACUUCCGGGACUCGAUCUUCAACAUCGUUCAGUGGAAGAAGUGGUUCGACGAGUAUCCGCACCUCAUCAUGCAGGCCCGCACCGUCAAGGACCUCCGGCUCGCGAAAGAGAAGGGCGUCACUGGCGUAAUUCUUAGCUGGCAGAAUACCGCCGGCAUCGAGGAUCGCUACGACUUCCUCCGCAUCUUCAGCGACCUCGGCGUCCGCAUCAUGCAGCUCACGUACGCGAAGCUCCCCAUCCUCGCCUACAACACCCAGAACUACUCCGGAGCAGGUUACACCGAGCUCAACGACUCGGGCUUGACAGGCUUCGGGCGCGAAGUCGUGACCGAGAUGGCGCGGGUCGGGAUCGCAUGCGAUUUGAGUCAUGUCGGGCCCAAGACCAGCGCGGACGUUAUCGAGUUCGCCCCCGAGGGCAAGCCGCCAUGCUUCUCGCAUAUCUUGCCGUGCGGUCUGAAGGAGCAUCCGAGGAACAAGAGCGAUGAGUUAAUCAAGGCCAUCGGCGCGAAGGGCGGUUUCGUGGGCUUGUCGCAGUUCGGACCGCAUAUGAAGAAGGGCAACGAUUCGACGGUGGAUGACUACGUUGAGGCGUUGGACUACGUGAUUGGCUUGAUCGGAGAGGAUCUUGUCGGUAUUGGAAGCGACGCAAGCGAAGGCCACGGGCGGCCGAGCGACUUCAUGGCAUGGUGUAACAAGGAUAAGGGCUACGCGCGAAGCUUGACGGCGUGGGGGCAUGCGAAGGUCGUGAAGCCCCUCGGUCCGUUACGGGAGAGGCGAGAGCUGGUGAAGGCCAUGGCGCGCGCAGGUUGGAGCGAGACGAAGAUUCGGAAAGUUCUGGGAGAGAACUGGCUCGCGUAUUUGGAGAAGAUCUUCGGCGAGUAG